Molecule: messenger RNA, 798 nt
Organism: Psilocybe cubensis
Lineage: Eukaryota; Fungi; Basidiomycota; Agaricomycetes; Agaricales; Agrocybaceae
Exons: 5
Coding region: 1-798 (265 amino acids)
Biological process (GO): coenzyme A catabolic process
Molecular function (GO): coenzyme A diphosphatase activity; acetyl-CoA hydrolase activity
Source: RefSeq, a predicted model, not a curated record
AUGACUUCGUGUAUACCCAAAGACGCUCUAAAGUCCCUCUCAGAACAGUCUGCAGCGGCAAUCAACAAUCUGGUCAGCUAUUUCAGCACCUUGGAACAACCUGAUCUAUCAGGCCAUCAACUGAAAAAAAUUGCCGCGGUGCUUGCAUUGCUGUAUGAGGAGGAUGGAAAACUACGCGUUCUUCUGACAACGCGUUCGCGACAACUGCGGACGCAUGCUGGACAGACGGCUUUGCCAGGGGGGAAAUGGGAUCCGACAGAUGCAAGUCUGGCAGAAACCGCGUAUAGAGAGGCCAAUGAAGAAGUCGGGCUGCCCAUUAAUAGCCCUUGCAUCCAUACGUUGGGCCUUCUCUCUCCAUUCAUCUCGCUGCACAAGAUUCUAGUUACUCCAGUCGUGGCUUUUCUUAGUGAUAACAGACUUCUUUCAACUCUGAGAGCAGCGGAAGCUGAAGUGUCCCAAAUAUUCAGCCACCAACUAGAGGCCAUUCUCGAUCCUUCUCUCGCUAAACAUGGCCCGCUUGUGCCUAUAGGCAGCGAAGACUGGCCCUAUGAAACGGAAGUAUACAACACCAGUGAUUCGGUCGUACCUAUGCUGGACAACACCGUGUAUAGGAUGCAUCGUUUUCGCACGUCUGCGUCUCCUAUCAAGGGGCUGACAUCUGAUAUCCUGAUCAAGAUUGCAGAGGUUGCUUUUGCACGACCGACCAAAUACGGACGGUACGCUCCAAGCCAGCUCAAGAACAUAGUGGACAUCGUUAAAGCAGUCGAGAAACAUGAUACUGUUAUGACAAUCCAAUGA